Messenger RNA from Drosophila pseudoobscura, 558 nucleotides. RefSeq lists its product as uncharacterized. NCBI's taxonomy places the organism in Eukaryota, Metazoa, Arthropoda, Insecta, Diptera, Drosophilidae. Bases 1 to 558 code for a protein of 185 amino acids. The record is from RefSeq and is a predicted model, not a curated record. The transcript has 2 exons.
AUGCCCGAGCUGGAGGGACACAAGAAGGAAAUGUUUGCCGACUCCUAUCUCUUUAAAUCGGAGAUAGGAAUGUAUAGCACAGUCCUACCAGAGUUUGAGAGGGUACUCCGCCAGGCGGACACCAAGUUGCAUGGGGAGCGUAUAUUUCACAGUCUAGAGCCACGACAGGUGAUGAUUUUCGAGGAUCUCGUCGAGAUCGGCUAUUUUGUGGUGAGGGAUCGUGCACCCACUUUUGAGGAAAUUCGUCGGGCCUAUUUAAAGCUGGCCAAAUGCCAUGCCGUCAGCAUGAAGAUACUAAAUGAGAAUCCAGAUUUCCUUAAAGAAUACACACUCGGAUUGUUUGGUUUAUGUGCUAUGAUGGAGGACCCCAUAAUGGCAAGCGGAAUGGCUCCCUUUAUUGAACUGCUCGGCAAAGUGCCGGAGUUCAAUAAGUACAAGCCAUACUUUGAGAAAAUCAAAGGAAAUUAUCUACAACGCGUGAGGGACAUCAUGGAGGAGCAUCGUGAGAAUCCAAGGCCGGAUGGGUAUUAUGUGCUUUCCCAUUUUCACGAACAAUGA